Molecule: messenger RNA, 13842 nt
Organism: Symbiodinium sp. CCMP2456
Lineage: Eukaryota; Dinophyceae; Suessiales; Symbiodiniaceae
Source: the annotation of a GenBank genome assembly
AUGGCCAAAGAGGACUCCUCCGGAUCCUCCUCCGAGAGUGAGGAGGACAAGGAGUCGCUGGAUGACAAGCUGAAGCGCAUAACGAAGCUGGGCAAGGAGGGCAAUGUCGAAGGCUUGGUCAAGGAGGCGAAGUUGGCAGACUGCUCACCGGAGAUGGUCUCCUUUGCUUCCCGAAAAGCCAAGGACCUGGGUAACUUAGCGUUCCAGAAGAAAGAGUACGAGCAGGCGUUGGAGUACUAUGCGGGCGCCUUGCUCGGGGAUGUCCCCGAGAGGUACAAGAUUUACAGCAAUCGCUCUGCUUGCCAGUUCCAGCUGGGGAGAUACACAGAGGCUCUGGUGGAGGCCACCAAGGCCAUCAAGGAGAACAGAUCCUGGUCUAAGGGCUACUUCCGAGCAGGCCGUGCGGCUUUGGAGAUGGAGUACUACCAGGAAGCCUUGGAGAUGUUCGAGAAAGGCCUUGAGAAGGAGCCAAGCAACAAGGACUUGGUCACCUGGACACAAAAAGCCAGGGACAUCCGCAAUCAGCAGCAGCAGGAGAAGCUCGUGAAAAAACAUACCACCGACUACUCCAAGUUCGAUUCCCUGAUGCAGCAGCAGAAGGAGGAAGAGGACGAGGAGGAGGCCGCAAACGACCCGAAUAGGAUCAUCCUCGGAGACAAGUACUACUCGUCCUCGAAGAUGGAACAGCGGCAGCUGAAGGCCAUGCUUGGCUACAAGGAGCCUCCGCCGCCACCCUUCGAGCCGAAGUUUGACAUGGACGUCAUCUACAGGCAUGAUAACCGUGGCGCCAAAACGCAGCAUCCCAUCUGGGAUCCCACGACUCGUGAAUGGCGCAUCAAUGCCAAGCCGGCGCCUAGCCGGGUUGACUACAGCGACUCCCAGCAAGCACAGGCCAUCGCGCUGUUCUUGGAAAGGCAAUCCGAGGUCCAGCAUGCCGACGAGCUGUUGAAUCUCGUGGAUCAGCGUGCCUCCCCUGUGGAAGCCUAUGUUCAGGCGGUACGAGAUGUCGUGGGGCAGCUGAUGGGUGCCACAGACAAAGAUGGAAAACGACAGAAGCACAGUGUCCUCGGGAACGAUGCACGGUGGCUUUUCGUUGGCCUCGGGUCUGCCCUGCCACUGCUGACUGCGGCGAGGUAUCUGCCCGCCUCGGAGAUCGUCGCCAACACGGCGCACCGGGGGGCGUACAUCGCGGACCUCUACAUGACCAUCGCAAGGGAGAACGGCUUAAAGUCGCAGCAGGUGAAGUUCGUGCACCGGCCAUCUCACGAGCUUGCGGUCGUGGAUCCCGAUGGACCGGAUGAGAACAACUUGACUGGCCGAGUGGAUGUCGCGGUUCUUGACUACGAGCUCUUCGACCCGGGCUUGAUCGGCAAGGGCGUCUUGGCCAGGGUGAACCACGUGAAGAAGAAGCUGGUAACCUCCGAUCACAUGAUCCUCCCCAUGGGUGCACAGAUCCUGUGUGCACCCUGCGAAAUCGUGUGCCCUCGCGGGGAUGGACCAGAUGGCCUGGACUGGCAGGCAGGUGACGACUCCCGGUGGGGUGCCUUCUACGAGGCGGGUAACUUCGACGGGGCCCUCCGUGAGCCCUGGCGCAGCCUUGGGCUCCAAGCUCAGGGCUCCGAGAAACGGCUCGCCAAUGUGCUCUUAGCAGGGGCUUCGAUCUGCACCCCGCUGUUUCUGGCGGGCUGUGAUGAAGGAAGCAGCGGCGACGUCGACACCACCUUUUUGGCCACGACAACCUCAACCACCCUUGUAGAUGACAUCGACAGCACGAGCACGACAGGAGAGGUUGUGACGUCCGUGUCCACCACGCCCGGUCGCACGAGCACCCCGAGCCCGCCGAGCAUGCCACGUACACGAGCAGGCGAUGCACAAUUUCUGUUGCAUGCAUCCUUCGGACCAACGCGGGCAAGCCUCGACGCGCUCCAGUCCAAGGACUAUGAAUCUUGGAUCAGAGAUCAGAUGGCCUUGACACCGUCCCUCCUUCGGAGCCGAUACCGGCAGCGAGCGAACCCGGCUGCAACGGAAGAGAAGGAGCCGGGAGUGCCCCGCACGCCCUGCGAGCCAGGUUCGCGAUGGCAACAGGUCGCUGUGAGCUACGAGGACAUCGGCAAGAAAAUUGUCGUCGCCGCUGGGAAUCAGAUUUACGUUGCGGACGAGUUCCGGACGGACUUGGAUCCGGGCUACACGUUGAACGGCUUGAGCGCGCCGCGCUCCUGCAGCUCGGUUCCGAAGUCUAACUGGGCCAACUCGGGGAAGAGCUGCGGCACAGAGGUGAACAAAUGGAGGUGCCGGAACUCGGCCGCCUGGGUUGCUGAACUCCUCUGCCAGCAGGAGUGCUUCGAUGCUGGCUUCGGCUAUGACGGGGAUGACUGUUCGCAGGGCUGGCCCUCGCUGAACUUCCAGGGCUAUGUAUGCUCCGUGGAGCCUGCGGCGACCGUGGGCAGCCAGCUGAUUCUUUCCACGUCCCAGUGCGGCAGCGGCACCACAGUUGUGAUGUUGAACCCCGGGAUCCACGUGAGCGGCCUGUCCCAGACAUCCGCCGCCUUCUCCUCCGUGCGCCCCGGUGUCAUCGUUCUGGACGAGACGCCGGCUCCAUGUGAUUUUGGCGAUUUUAUCAAGGUCAACAACUUGGCCUACCGCUACGACUCCCGCCUGAAGUUGCUGGAUGUCCAGACUCCAUCACAGGAGACCUGCGUGGCUGUGCCCAAGACGGCGUUCAAUGCGGAACAGUGUGCAGUGCAGGCUGGCCGUGUGUGCAGCGUGGCCCAAGCGACCUCGGCCAGCCUCGUUUUGAACAGCAGCACCCUGGAGCUGAUCUCCGCACAGUCAGGCAGCUACGUGUACACGGUCUCCGGGCUGCGCACCUCCACUGGUCCCUGUGGAACCCUCUCCCGAUGGAAGCUGCUGGACUGCACGGCCGUGGACUGCACGGAGAGCUCCUUCGGCACCAGUGACAGGCAGCUUCUCGUGGAUGCGUUGGGGCAGCAACAAGGCGAAUACCGAGACAUCUUCGUCAGUUGUGCCAGCGUCGCGGCCAACUCGGUGAUUUCGCUGGGAGGGAUCGUUUUCCAGCACGUCUACUUACAUGAAGGAAAGGUCUACGACUUCUCAGCUUGGCUGAGUCAGCAUCCUGGUGGACGCAGUGCGAUCACACAGUGGGCAAACAGAGGCUACGAGCUCGUGUACCCAGCGAGCCAUGACAUGUCUCGUUUUGAAGCGGCGCUGGCCGACAAGAACAUUCAGUAUGUGGGUUCGCUCGGCGAGGAGAUCCGCUACUUGAGCCUUCCAACAUCUCUGCAGUCGGAGUCUUUGGCGCUGGCCCUCGCACCUCCGACCUCUUCGGAAGACCUCUCCCUUGCAUGCCCUUCUCCUGGUGAAGCGGCCAACCAACCUUCCCUUGGCAACAACAUGCCCUUCUUCAUGUUCUUCCCAAGCUUCAGCGAGGCCGAAGUCGACCUGGAGUUUGACCAUCCGAGCAAGGAGUUUGGCUGGUCGCGGUUUGCACGCACAAACGCCUGGAUGAAUCAGGCCAUGGAAGCCCCCGACCAGCUGCGGCAACGCGUUGCCUGGGCCUUGUCGCAGAUCUUGGUGACAGGAACGGGCGGCUUCACUUACUUCUAUCAGUUCGAGACCUGGGUCAACUACUAUGACAUCUUGGUGCGUGGGGCCUUCGGAAACUACCUGGAUUUGCUGCGGGAGGUCACGCUGAGUCCCCUCAUGGGAGAGUAUCUCUCCUUCUUCAGAAACUCGGCCUUUGACCAUGACCAGAAUUAUCCGGAUGAGAACUACGCGCGGGAGGUGAUGCAGCUGUUCACGGUGGGCACGGUGCAGCUCAACCCGGAUGGCUCCGAAGUUCUUGUCGGAGGCAAUCCUGUUCCGACCUACGACAACGAGGACAUCAUGACCUUCGCCAGCGUUCUAACCGGCUUUGACCGGCAGCUCAUGCGCAGCAACCUGGAAGUAGUCAAGGGCAGCGGAACCGGCAGGAAUCUCAUUGACCCGAUGCAAAUGAAGUCGGAGUGGCAUGAUGCCUACCCGAAGAUGGAUCUGGACGACAACUACCUGGGUGAUGGGUAUCCCCUGUGCGAGGAUCUGCCAAAGGGCGCUUUUCUUCUGAAGGGUGCACGCUUCGAAUUUCUGAGCAGCCAGUAUACCUCCAACGACCUCCUGACCGUCCAUUCCUCCUCAGCCUUGUACCAGGCUUUGUGUUCUGCCAGUGGUGGCAGCUGCAGUUUCCAGGCUGUGGUGGUCUUGUCACAGGACCUUUCCUGUCAUGCAGAGGAGUGCGACGCGACCAUCCCUUCCGUUGUCAAGGUUGGUUCGGCCUACUACGAGUUUGUGCCGCCGGCAUGCGUGCAUCUUUACUUUUACAACGGCAAGAUCGCCACAGAGGGGGGCGGGAGCCGGAACUGGCAGAGCCGAAUGCAGUGCACGAACCCAGCUGCAUUUGCUGGGGGUAGCUACUGCUGCGGUGGGUGCUCCAACAUCCGUCCGCCGAGUUGGGUACCAGACAAGUUUUGUGAGAAUCGCUCAAGCUCCACUUUCUCCAGCAACUGCAUCAACACCAACAAUUGGGUCAACAACAAGUACUGUGAGCUGCGCUGCUUUGAGGAGGGCUUGGGCUACGGAAGGGACUGCGCAGCAGGAGCAUACCGGGAGGCUCAUGCCUGCGGCUUCUACCAAGAGAAAGUGCCAUACGCCACAGCGGCCAAGUACUGCGGCGCUUUGGGGAUGCAGAUCUGUGACAGGCAGACGGAGCUGACCAGCUGUGGAUACAACGACGAUGGCUCACGGAUCUGGACAGAGACGAACUGCAGCAUCAACGUCUCUGUGGAUGAGACCGGUAAAGUCAGCUCCCAGAAGGAUGAGAGCACAAAGAUGAACAAGAUCCGGGUCAGCUGGACGGACAGCCGCCCCGAUGUGGCUGCCUGCCCUGCAGACUGCAGCAGCGGGGCCAACUCCUGUGUCUGCCCGAUCUCUGUGGAGCUUCAGCCGGUCUUCGACCGGAUCCCGAGUGUGCAAGAGCUGCAGCAGCUGAAAGUCGGGGCUUUCGCACCUUCCGGCGCCUGCUCAAGCUGUGGUGACGUGAAAGCAUAUCAUUCAGGUGUCAUCGACGAGGAGACGAUCUUCGAAUACCAAGGCAGAUGCUACAAGAACGUCGUGAGCCUCGUGCAUGUGGCGGGCAAAAGCUUCCGAAACCCUCCGCUCUUCGGCUUGACCGAGACCCCCAGCACACGGUCGGCGAUGUGGGAGGUCGAGAGCCUGCUUGAACACUUGGUGACUCACCCAAACACCGCUCCCUUCGUGUCGCUGCGCCUCAUCCAGCGCCUUGUGAGCUCGAAUCCAAGCAGCGACUACGUCCGAGACGUCAGCGAAGCCUUUCGGACCGGCCGCCAUGGAGACCAGGUCUUCUCGGGCCGGCACGGGGAUUUGGCAGCGGCCGUGCACGCGGUGCUCCUCCACCCGGAGGCCAGCUCCUCCAGUCAGACCCGAGGGGCCUUGCGGGAGCCGUUGAUCAAGCUGGUGCACUUCCUGCGAGCCACGGAGUUCGUGGAUGCCGGCGGACGUGAGCUGAUCUUCAAGGAGCUGCAAGACCUCAUUGGCCAGGCACCCUUCAUGUCGCCCUCGGUCUUCAACUUCUACCGCCCGGAUUUUCAGCCGAGUGGCCUAGACGGGCUCGUGGCGCCCGAGGCGCAGAUAUUUGAGGGAGCCAACGUGGUGAACUUCAUGAAUGGCAUGCUCUCCAUGAUCAAGCACGGAGGUGUGACUUACUGUGAUGGGGGUCUGGGUCUUUUGACGGAGACUUGCGGCCAAGGCCAAGGCUCCUUCACCAAGGCCUGGGGCUCUCAAAGCGAGGCAUUGGAGGAGCUGAAUCUGCUGCUCACUGGGGGCCGUCUUACGAACGAGUCUCAGCAGAUCGCCCAGGCGGCUUAUGAGAAGGAAGGGAUCCAGGCCGCGCAGGAGGCCAUCGUCUUAGCACCGGAGUUCAAUGCUUUGGGCGACCCGAUGCCAGAGGGAUCCCAGCGAGAUGCCAACGGGAAUGCCCCAAGCACGCACACCCCGGCAUCCUACAAGGCCUUGAUCAACUUGUAUCUCGGUGGAGGCGCAGACACCUUCAAUCUCGUGGUGCCCAUCGACUGCGACCUUCAUGCAGAGUACCAGGCGGUCAGAAAGACAGCCGCUAUGCCAAGCGCAAACCUAUUGGAGAUCAGCACCGUGGGACAAAGCUGCAGCAAGUUCGGCGUUCACCGGAAACUUCCCGUGCUGCAUUCUUUGUACCAGGAAGGGCGUGCUGCCUUCGUAAGCAACAUUGGUUCGCUGGUCGAGCCGAUGGACAAGAAUGAUUACUUCAAGGGCUCGAAGACCACCUGCGCCGGUCUCUUCUCCCACUCGGACCAAUCCGAGGCGGCUCAGACGCUCAAGUGCCAGGUUCGAGGCUCCGGCCCCAAGGGCGUCGGCGGCCGCAUGGCCGACUCUCUCAGUCAGACGCAGAACCUCCAGACCAUGAGCUUCUCCUUGAAGGGACGCCAGACAUGGGCCCAGGGAACCUACACCAGCCAAGUCGGGGUGCCCGUCACCGGGGAAGUGCCCACGCUCCUGAACUAUACGGGGAAGCGACAACUCCUGGAGGACCUCACGCAGCAGAAGCUCGGGAAUGUCUACUGCGAAGAGUAUGCGAAGAGCGCUGGGGCUCUCGUCGACUCCAACCAGGCGCUUUUCGACCAGCUUGCAAAUGUCACUCUGAUGACAUCCUGGGACAUUCCAAGUGGCGCCGAAGGGAAGAUGAUGAAGACGCUGCAGGCUGUGGCCAAGCUCAUUGUCACGCGAACCGAGCGCCAGGUAGAAAGAGACUUCUUCUAUGUGGAGAUGGGAGGCUUCGACACCCACAACGAAAUCCAUGAGGUCAUGGACGAAAACUUCGAUUACCUCAACAUUGCCUUGGAGGCCUUUGUAGCCGAGCUCAAGGCCCAAGGCAUUUUUGACGCCGUGACCAUGGUUUCUUCGUCUGACUUCGGACGUACUCUGACCUCCAACGGCAAGGGCACCGACCAUGGAUGGGCUGGAAACCACUUCGUCCUCGGAGGUGCCGUCCGUGGCGGUAAAGUCUUGAAUGACUAUCCUGCAAGCCUCUUGGAGGGCAACAACCAGGAUGUCGGUCGAGGCCGCCUGAUUCCCAAGUAUCCCUGGGAGAGUUUGCUCUUGCCGGUCUCGGAGUGGAUGGGAGUCAGCCCCGCAGACCAGCAGACCAUCUUUCCGCCCGUUCACGAGGUCUUCGAUUUCGACUUCACCGAGCAGGAAGUGAAGAUGAGUGGUCAGACGGAUCUGACUUUUGUCGCAAAGGAAGAUGGCGUGCUAAACUGCAUAGUCUUCUGGUACAAAAUGGCGCUGACGGCCGACGUCUCCUUAGAUCACACUCCCGAGCAGUUGAGGGAGAGUGCAGCUGUCCACGGUGACUACAAUCGGCACGCGUACCAAUGGUUGCCGACGCCUCUUCAGGUUUCCAAGGGUGACGAAAUCGACAUCCGAGCCUCAUACAGCCGCUCGCGCAUCCGCUUCGAGAUCAUGAACAAGGAGAUCCCCAAGAAGCCCAAGGGGGUUGGAUGUCCGCGCUGGCUUUUCCUACGGCUUUGGGACGAACAGCGUCUCGAAGCUUUCCGCAAAGCCAUCGAGAAGGCGCUCGAGAAAAUCAUGGAGGCUCGGGACGCUACGCCAAAACUGGACCGGCCCCCGCUGCGCAUCGUGCACAUGGGGGCAGGGCUCGGGCAGAUCUCCAUGCUGACGGCGAAAUGUGCCCGUGAGGCUGGGAUCACCGACGAGGAGAUUGAGACGCACGGCUACUCGGUCAUAGCGCUGGAGCAGAUGCCCAAAGUGGUGAAGCUCGCCCGGCGCCUUUUUCGCGACAAUGGUCUCGAUCGAGAUGUCUUCCUCUGCUCGGAGGACGUCCGAAAGCUGCCAAGUCAACCGCAGCGAGCGCAGCUGGUGGUCUGCGAACACUUUGAUCCCGGGCUGCUGGGUGAGGGCAUCCUGGUGCUUCUGAAUGCGGCCCGCAUCAAGAUGUGCAAUGCCUUCGAGCACCAGGUUAUCCCUAGCAGAGCGACCAUUUGGGCAGCCGCUUUCGAGUUCGGCGAGCAACUGAGGAGCUACGACGGGUUCGACCUGAGUGCUCUGAACCACUACCGGACGGGUCUGAUGACUGACGUGGACACGGCACUGGCUGACGGCAGCGCCCGGCAGCUGUCCAACGUCUUUGAGGUUUUCAAGUUUGACUUCGAGAAGAACCUCAUGCCAGAUGCCCAUUCCAUCACCUUCACGCCCAUCUCCACAGGAAAGGUCACCGCCAUUGUGUUCUGGUACGAGAUGCACAUGGACAUGGAAGGAGAUGUGAUCCUCACCAACUGGCCGGAAUCGAUCCCGCCUGCAGACUUCUCCAUGCUCGAGAAGGACCUGCACCGGGUGUCGCCCUUGCGACAGGCUGUCUGCAACUUCCAAGGCAGCUACAUCCAGGAGGUGGUCAAGGACGAGCCCAUAGAGAUCGACGUCGGCUACCAGCAGGCCUGGCCGCAGUUCAUCUGGCCAGGCACGGAGAUGGUGCAGAAGGAGAGCGGUGAGAGGAUACCGAAGCCUCCUCCGAUGCCCCGGCAUCGACUCUACUACGAGAAGAUGAAGACAGAAACCGAGAAACUGGAGCAACAGCUGCAGAGCGGGUUGAUGUACGAUGAAGCCCUGUGGUCGACCGUCCGAGUGAAGGGCGACGGCCGGGGAGAUGGUCACGCCCACGUCAUCGGCGAUGUGGGCACCGCCACAGCCGUAACCGUGUCGCAGGCCUCGCAGGCCCAGGACGCGGUGCAUGACCGUGGGCAUCAUGUCCACCAUGUCACGUACAUUGACGUUCCUCCAGAGCAUCUACACGAGCACGACGCGGUGCAUGACCGUGUGCAUCAUGUCCACCAUGUCACGUACAGUGACGUUCCUCCAGAGCAUCUACACGAGUACGCGACGUAUGCGGACAGGGCUCCGGGCGAAGCCAAGCCGGACUGGUCGCACGUGACCUUGUCACAGCAACACCUUGAUCCCUCCAAGGUCCCAGCCGAGUGGAUGGACGACUCCGGCAAGGACACGCAAAUCAUCCACGAUCACCAUAUCAUCUUCGACGAUUUGCCGGCGGUCCAUCAUGUGCAGCACGUCGUCCACUAUCACUACGACCAAGCACAGGCUCCUGCACCAAAGCACACGUGCGAUGGCCGGGAAGUGCAGUUUGAUGAUUGUCCAGACCAAACAAGGUGUGUCGCCUGCACGCCUGUGGACUGCCUCUUCACUGAGUGGAGCAGGUGGUAUGACGGCGCUGGCUGCAUAGGCCUCCGAUUCCGACACAGAAGCAUCCAGGUGCGGAACAACGAAUGCGGCUUGCCAUGCUAUGGGUCCAAGAUGGAAUCCGAGCCCUUGGCAGAGCCGAAGCCAGAAUGCUUGAAGAAGCAGCAGGACUGCGUGUUUUCCUCCUGGAGCCAGUGGAGCGUCUGCAAGAGCCAAGUGGACCAGGCGAUACGAGAACGGCACAUCGACCGAGAGCCACUUCACAACGGGGAGCCCUGCAAGGGCAGCAGCAAAGAGACGCGACCCUGUGGCGGUCCAGAGCCGAUGCCCUGCGUCUUGUCGGAUUGGCACGAGUGGACACCUUGCAGUGCGACUUGCGGUGAGGGUCGACACACCCGCAUGCGGCGAGUGAAAAACGAGGACUAUUUGAGCGGCCAGACCUGCGACGAUGCCCUGAUGGAGACCAAGGAAUGCUCAGUUUCGUCCUGCCCCUCGCAGGACUGCUCCAUUAGCACGUGGUCCGAGUGGUCACCAUGCGGCCGCCAAUCCCUCCAGAAAACGAGGAACCGUGUGGUGCUGGUCAGCCCCGAGGGCGCAGGUAUGGCAUGCAAUGUCUCGCUCAUGGAGGCCGACGCUUGUGCCCCGCAGGCAGGCGAAGACUGCAUCGUCUCUGAGUGGUCAGCAUGGACUCACUGCGACAAGUCCUGCCAUGGGGGGCAAACCUACCGCCACCGGAGACUGAUGCGCUACAACAGCUUCGGGGGCGCUUGCCCCACAAGCUCCUUGAAGGAAGUUGCGCCCUGCAACACCCAAGCCUGCGUUCCCGUCACGAGGGACUGCGUCUUCGGCGACUGGGGCAAUUGGAGCACGUGCUCCCAGGAGACGGGCCAAGGCUUCUCCAAGAGGCUCCGGAGCCUGGAGCCGGCCACGGGCGACGGCAAGGCCUGCAAUGGAAGCACCGUCGAGCUGAAGGCUUGCCAGAUCAAGCCUCAGGAGGUUGUCGACUGCAAGUGGGGGAGCUGGUUGGACUGGAGCGACUGCACCAAGACCUGUGGAGGAGGCUCCAUGCGCCGGAGCCGGGCCGUGGAAGCGGCGCCGCGGAACGGUGGCCUGCCCUGCCAGGCCGAGGAUAAAGAGGAAGUGACUUUCUGCAGCACCAUGCCGUGCAGCGGCGAGUGCAUCGAUGGCACCUGGAGCUCGUGGGCGGACUGGGGCGAGUGCAGCGCCUACUGCGGCAGCGGCUUCCAGAAGCGGCGCCGUAGCCUCGCGACGCUGCCCACGGCUUGCGGGGCCAUGCCGGAAGGGCACCGCGAGGACUACCGCCUCUGCGACCCGGCCUUGCCGGCCUGCGAGCAGGACCAAAACUGCCGCCUCUCCUUGUGGAGUACCUGGUCGGAGUGCUCCAAAGACUGUCACGGAGUCCGCGAGAGGGUCCGCCACAUCACCAUGUUCGCCCGCGGGAACGGAGUUCCCUGUGUUAACGAAAGCCUCAAGGACAUCGAGGACUGCAAUCCGCUGCUGGGCGGCGCAGCACCUGCUGCCUGCGGCACGGCACCGCUGCAGGACUGCGUUCUCCAGGACUGGUCCGAGUGGUCAGAUUGCUCCGUGACCUGUGGUGGCGGCGAACAGCUCCGCAAGCGCACGGUCUUGCAGGCCUCCUCGAACGGCGGCAGGCCGUGCAAUGGCACCCUGACCCUCGUCCAGGGCUGCAGCAGCACUCCUUGCCACGUCCAUGUGGCCAAGGAUUGCAAGUGGGGAGACUGGUCGGACUGGGGAGACUGCACUCACUGUGGCGGGCAGCGCACUCGGCACCGCGUCAUUGAGCAGCUCCCGACGCUGCACGGCAAGCUGUGCGAUGAGGAGGAGGCCAAGGAGGUGUCGAACUGCACCAGCUACUGCCAUGAUCGGAAGUAUUGCGUGUGGUCUGAGUGGAGUGGGCGGGAAUGUGCUCCGACAUGUGGAGUGUCCACGACUAUGCGAAACCGAGUUCUGAAACUCGUGGACGUCGCGGAUGCGGAGGACUAUCUCUUUGUGGGCGACAAACAUUCCGGCUGCCUCGGCUCGCAGCUGGACGUGGCAACCUGUCCCAGCUCCAGCCAAGACUGCACGGAGUGCGUGCCCGUGGACUGUGCCUUUGGACCCUGGAGUGAGUGGAAUGAGCCAACCUGUGUCGGGCUCUGCGAGCGCCAAAGGGUUGUGAAGCAGAUGAGCAACGAGUGUGGCUCUCCUUGCAGCGGUGCUUUGCAAGAGACGAAGCAUUGUCAGUCCAAUUCCUGCGACGCGCCCCAGGACUGCGAGGUCUCAGACUGGACCGAGUGGAGCCACUGCAGCAAUGCCACGGGACAUAUGGGCGGACAGAGGUAUCGCCGACGGGACGUCCUCCAAGAUCCAAAGCGCGGCGGCCUUGCAUGCUAUGGAGACCUGGGGCAGACCAAGGCCUGCAAAGGAGAGCUACCGGAGCCUUGUGUGAUGGAUCAGUGGCAAAGCUGGGGUGAUUGUAGCACAACGUGUGGCGAAGGUUUCCGAAGUCGGGAAAGGACGAUCAAGCGCUUGGCUGAUGAUGGAGGAACGCAAUGCAAUGGACGCUUAUCGGAGGUGAAAGAGUGUCACGCAGGCUUUUGGGAGGAUUGUGGUUUGGGGAGCGAACAGGACUGCGAGUUCGAUGCUUGGAAUGAGUGGAGCGAUUGCAGCUUUUCGAUGCAACGGGAGCGGUCGAGGGACUUCAAGAAGCGAGCGCUGUUGGGUGGGCUACCUUGCAUGGGCCCAAUGCACGAGCUCGAGACUUGCCACCACGACCCUGUCGACUGCACCGUUUCGGACUGGACUGAUUGGGAUAAUUGUGAUCGCACCUGUGGCUCGGCGCAUAAGCGGCGUCAGCGGGAGAUUCUGACUUUCCCCAUGCACGGAGGAAACUUCUGUCCCAGCGAUCUCGUUGAGAUGAAAGCUUGCGAUUUGGCAAACUGCGAUCUGAAGGAUUGUAAGGUUUCAGGCUGGCUCGAGUGGGGUGCCUGCUCUGCGUCCUGUGGCCCCGGUCAGCAAAGCCGCGUUCGUGCGGUGAUCAACCUCCGGGAACCUGGUGGCUUCGGCUGUUUCUUCUCCAUUGCCGAGAACCAGGCCUGCCAGGGCAGCGAUGCAAAUUGUGCCUCAGACUGUCAAUGGGAGAACUGGGAUGAUUGGUCGGAUUGCAGCCAAUCCUGCGGCGGGGGCCACAUGAAGCGCGAACGCAAGAUCAAGACCAUGCCUUCUGAAGGAGGCAAGGCGUGCGACAACAAGGACAUGACGGAAAUGCUGCCUUGCAACGUGGGCGCCUGCCAUGAGCAUUGCGUCGACGGCGCCUGGGCCGUCUGGGAGCAAUGGUCUCCCUGUAGCCGCACAUGUGGAGGAGGUGUGACCUUCCGACGCCGGGAGGUGAAGCAAAUGGCCAACAGCUGCGGCCAUCCGGCCAUCGGCCACGACAAGGAGACGAAGUUCUGCAACGUCGACGUGCACUGUCAGAAAGACAAGGACUGCCUCUACACUGGCUGGAGUAGCUGGAACGAGUGCUCCAGCAGCUGCACAGGCAUUCGAUUCCGGCGGCGAAGCAUCGCCGCCUAUGGCCACGGCGACGGCCUCUUCUGUCAGGGCGCGUUGCAGGAGGUCUCCAUGUGCAACCCCGCGGAGGGCGAGGCGGCCCCAAACGGCUGCACUGAAGGGCCGAAGGUGGACUGCGUGCUCAGCGCCUGGAGCGGCUGGGAGGCCUGCAGCGCCACUUGCGACGGCGGCGAACAGAGGCGCCACCGAUACGUCACCCAGCAUCCCCACCACGGUGGCCUUGCGUGCAAAGGCACGCUCGUGGAUGUCCGGGAAUGUGGUCGUGACCACUGCCACAAUGGUGGCCAUCCGUUGGAUUGUGUUUACGGGCAGUGGAAGGAGUGGGCAGCCUGUGGACAAUGUGACGGUGAGAGAAAGCGAGUCAGGGAGAUUCUGGUUUACCCGGCAAAGGGCGGCAGAGAAUGUGUCCCGGCGGCCAUGGAGGAAGUGGGCGCUUGCCCCAACCCCUGUGCUUCAGAGCUUGCCUGCUCCUGGCAAACUUGGUCCAAGUGGAGCUCUUGCUCUGCAACCUGUGGGACCGGUGGAAAGAGACACCGCGUUAGAGAGCUGAUCAAGGUCACGCGGCCCGUGAACAGCGGGCUUGCGGGUAAACCGCACCGGGACCUCAUCCAGAAGUACCGGACGCUGUACGACCGCACACGCAGCCUGGAGGAGGGCCAGAUGAAGGAGAUAGGCCUUGCCUUCCUCGCGGGCUUUCUGGCGCUUUCAGCCGUCGGAACCUUCGUGCAGCGGCUGCGGCGGCCUGUGGUCGGCCAGGUCACGCUGGUCGACACCGAGCAGGCCCUUGCCGGUGACGAGGCCUCCGAUGUGGAGGAAGAGAUGCUGGGUGAUGGCUAUGCCGCGGCGGAGCGCAUUGCACUGGAGCCCAACGGCAACCCCAACUAUCUGAUCGACCCGAAUAAUGCCAACUUCUUCCACAUGAUGUUCUUCUUGUGA